This is a messenger RNA of Chrysemys picta bellii (western painted turtle), 2582 nucleotides long. RefSeq names its product actin related protein 1B (gene ACTR1B). The record is from RefSeq and is a predicted model, not a curated record. NCBI's taxonomy places the organism in Eukaryota, Metazoa, Chordata, Testudines, Emydidae.
CCCUUGCGCGGCUCCCGAGGGCCGGUUUGGUUGCGCAGGGUGGGUGGUUGCGGGGCCGCAGCGUCGAGUGUGACUGAGCCGGAGCAGCGUCCCCCGCCCGGCGGCCCCGCCCCGCCCCGCCCGGCCAUGGAGUCCUACGACAUCAUCGCCAACCAGCCCGUGGUCAUCGACAACGGUUCCGGGGUUGUCAAGGCUGGCUUUGCUGGUGACCAGAUCCCGAAAUACUGCUUCCCAAACUAUGUGGGGCGCCCAAAGCACGUCCGGGUCAUGGCGGGGGCGCUGGAGGGGGAUCUCUUCAUCGGCCCCAAAGCAGAGGAGCACCGGGGCCUGCUGUCCAUCCGCUACCCCAUGGAGCAUGGCAUCGUCCGGGACUGGAACGACAUGGAGCGAAUCUGGCAGUACGUGUACUCCAAAGACCAGCUGCAGACCUUCUCCGAAGAGCACCCGGUUCUCCUGACGGAAGCCCCCCUAAACCCCUGCAAGAACCGUGAGAAGGCGGCCGAGGUUUUCUUCGAGACCUUCAACGUUCCAGCGCUUUUCAUCUCCAUGCAGGCCGUCCUGAGCCUCUAUGCCACGGGCCGCACGACGGGAGUGGUGCUGGAUGCGGGGGAUGGCGUCACGCACGCGGUGCCCAUCUACGAGGGCUUCGCUAUGCCGCACUCCAUCAUGCGGGUGGACGUGGCUGGGCGGGAUGUCUCGCGCUACCUCCGCCUGCUGCUGCGCAAGGAGGGCUACGACUUCCACACCUCCGCCGAGUUCGAGGUGGUCAAGAUGAUAAAGGAGCGGGCCUGCUACCUGUCCAUUAACCCCCAGAAGGACGAGGCGCUGGAGACGGAGAAGGUGCUCUACAGCCUGCCGGACGGGAGCACACUGGAGGUGGGCCCAGCCCGCUUCCGAGCCCCUGAGCUGCUCUUCCAGCCGGACCUGGUGGGGGACGAGAGCGAAGGGAUCCAUGAAGUCCUGGCCUUUGCCAUCCAGAAAUCCGACAUGGACCUGCGGCGGACGCUCUUCGCCAACAUCGUGCUGUCCGGCGGCUCCACGCUCUUCAAAGGGUUUGGGGACCGGCUGCUUAGCGAGGUGAAGAAACUUGCCCCAAAGGAUGUCAAGAUUAAGAUCUCCGCCCCGCAGGAGCGACUGUACUCCACGUGGAUAGGCGGCUCCAUCCUGGCCUCGUUGGACACCUUCAAGAAGAUGUGGGUGUCGAAGAAGGAGUACGAGGAGGACGGGGCGCGGGCCAUCCACCGCAAGACGUUCUAGGUGUGGGGCCAGCGGGCGCAGCUGGUGGUUGGGGGAGCUCGGCCAGGGCGUGCCCUUAUGUUACCCCUUUCCAAGCCAGGGCUGCUAGCACCAGCCCUCCCCCGGGGCUCGCCCUCCCCGCAUCAGCUUCCGGCAUCCCUGGAGGGGCAGGGCAGCCCCCUCGCUCCCUCCGAGCCGCUCGUCUGUGCGCACACGGCCCCCAGGCCUGGCCUUGAUCCCUGCUGCCCCGGCCGUGCCCUGCACCGGUGGGGAUGGGCAGGGCCACUCGGCUCUCUGCGCAGGCAGUCUCAGCCCUUGACCCCCUGCUGCCCUCAGAGCCCUGGGGGCCUUGGCCUGUCCCUCCCUGCGCAGUCCCCUAGCCUGAGGGGCCAGAGUGCCCCAGCCUGCUUAGCGAUCCUUGGAAGCCCGGCAAGGGGAUCUGGGGGCAGCGACCCCAUGGGAGCUGGGCUUCGGCCUGAGGGGAGAUGGGGCUCCAAGGGGCUUCUAGUCCCAGGCUAGAUCAUGGGUCCUGCCCUAGGAGAGCCCACCUGGGGCGCAUGGAUCCAGAGCCCACUGCCAGGCCCCAAUGGCUGCCCUCAGCCCUUGCUGCUCAGGAGGGGUGGGAGCCCCCAGAGGCCUGGAGCAAAGCCCUGGUGGCACCAGGCUCCCCCCUGUUCAGGGCCGUGCUGGGGCCAAGCUCCUUCCAACGGGGGGCCCCUGAGCAGCUGGCUCUGCCCUUGCUCCAAUGGUGCCUGGCGCAGACUCACUGCAGAGGUGAGCUGGGGUCUGGCUGGCUCUGGCCCAGGCAGGGUUGUGGCUGCCCCCUCCUCCCCCCAGCUCCAGGGGGGUGUCCCAGUCACAGCCCCUAGCUCGCCACCUAGAGAGCAGCUGCCUCGUGGUGCUACACUAACCCCCUGCAUUGGCCACACCACAGCCUCCUGUAGCCAUGGCCCCUGGCCCUGUGCCUGGAGAGUGUCCCUGGAGCCAGGGCAGUGGUGUGUCUGGCCCUGUGGGGCUAGUACCUGGGUGCUCAGAGGCCUGUGGGCAGGGCUGUACCAACCCUGAAUUGGAAAGGGGUAAACCCCUGAACUUUUUUUUUAAAGGGCAGCAACUCAAUCACCUGCCCCAGAGCGAGGCGAGGGGCCCGGGCACCUGGAGGGGCAGAGUUCAGCUCUCUAGCUCCAGGCUAGUGGCCUGUGUCUGUAUCUUGGCUUCUCCCCUUACCCCCCCUGCCAGAGCCCUGGACCCCCAGUGGCCCCCGCCCAAGCCUGGCUGCAAUGUACAAAACUGAACACAGUUGCCUGUAUUUUUUUUGUAAAUUCAUUAUAGUAAUAAUUAUAAAUUAA